GGCGGCGAACGUGUCUCUUAGAGUGCUGUAGUGGGCUCUCCCAAUCGCUCAGUACAGUGCUCCGCACACAAAUAGUAGCAACAAACCUGAAAGCAGAAGGACAAAUGGAAUGGAGAAGAAAGAUUUUCAGAGACAUCAAGAAACUGUUUUAAAGUAAAGGUUGCCAUGAAUUUCUCUUGUAACAGGGAAUGAAAUCAGCCUGAAGAAGAAAUCAUCUCAAGUUUUUGCAGGAAGUUCAAGCAGCUAAGAAAAUGGAGUCAGAAAUAGUUUUGAGUCUUCGUCGCCAGCUCAAAGAGGCUGAAGAGGAGCGAAGGAAAGCAGCUCAGUAUGGUUUACAACUAGUGGAAAGCCAAAGUGAGAUGCAAAACCAGUUGGAAAAAAUGCAGAAAGAAAUCACAGCCACAACGGAGGAUUAUGAACAACAAAAGUAUUCCCUUCAAAGAGAAGUUGAACUCAAGAAUCGAAUGUUGGAAAGUUUGGGCUCUGAAUUUGAAUCAGUUAAACAACAACAGAAAUUGCAGUUGGAUAAAUUGCAAGAACAACUGAAAAGAAAUUAUGCGCAAGAAGUGAAUGAACUUAAAGAUAAGUUGGAGAAAUUGAGAGCAGAAUUGGAUGAAUCCAGGCUGAGUGAAAAACAACUGAAGCACAAAGUGGAUCAUCAGAAGGAAUGCCUGGCUGCUAAAUCAGAAGAAUUGCACAUGAUGUCUGAGCGUGUUCAUGAAACGAUGUCUUCAGAAAUGUUAAAUCUUCAAGUGGAGCUUACUGAACUUGAGAGUGAAAAGGCUGCUCUGGAGGAGAAAGUGAAUGAACUGAACUACAGACAAGAGCAAUUAGCACUUACUAAUUUUAACUUACAACAUCAGAUUGAACGCCUUCAAGGGGAAAAAGAAGAGAGAGAAAAGGAAGUUGUUUCUUACUGUAAUGCAUUAGAGAAAGCUCGUGAAUCAAACCAAGAUCUUCAAGUUCAGUUGGAUCAUGCACUGCAGCAGUCCUUGGACCCCAACAGUAAAGGCAACUCUUUGUUUGCAGAGGUGGAAGAUCGGAGGGCAGCAAUGGAACGUGAAUUGAUCAAUGUUAAAGUGAAAUAUCAGUCACUUCAAAAACAACAUGCAUUUAUUAGAGAACAGUUGCAAAGAAUGAAGUUGCAAAUGGCCACAUUACUGCAGAUGAGAGGGUCACAAGCUGAAUUUGAGCAACUUGAGCGCUUGCAGGCUAUGCUUGAACAAAAAAAUGGUGAAAUAAAGAACCUUUUAACAAAAGUGGGGCAGUUGGAGAAAUUUAAGAACCUGUAUGAGAAUAUGGAAUCUAAACCUUCUGGGAGCAGUUCCAACCCUGUACCUCUUGAAGAUGAUACCUACUAUACAGAUUUACUUCAGAUGAAGCUUGACACGUCCAACAAAGAGAUUGAAAAGAUUCGGGAUGAGCUGUCUUUACAACGCAUGAAGGCUCUUUAUGAAAGCCAACGAGUUCUGGAAGUUGAGCGAAAACUUUUUUCCAAUGAAAGGCACCUCCAACUUUGUCAGAGUGAAAACAUGAGCCUACGCGUUAAGGUGGAUGAAUUAAAAAUGAAAUAUGAACCUGAAGAAAUAAUUAAAAUGCCCACACACAAAAGAAGGCGAGAGAAAAUACCAAUGGAUAUACCUCCUUCUAAUAACACUGAAUUGGAAGGCACUAAUUUACCCAUUCAAAAUGAUGAGGCAAAAGCAGGAAGUAACAAUUUAAAAGAAGAAAAUGAAGCACCUGUAGGAAAACCAUUGUCUCUGGAUACAUCAGCAAAUGCAUGUCUUCCAAAAACUCCUCCAGGGAAUAAAUCAGUGAAAGAAAAGAAAUGUGUGAAAAUCAUGGCAGGUACACCGGGAACUGAAGUUUUAAGUGGACGAAGUUGCAACACCCCCAAAUUCCCCAGGUUAGCUGCUGAAUCCAUGCUCCAAACAGAUGAUAAAGAAGAGGAAGAAACUACAAGCAAACCUGAGAGGAAAACUCCCAUUUACAACUUCAUUGGCAAUGGAGCCCCCCAGCUGUCCCUUCAGAUUGGCGAUGUGGUCCACAUACAAGAAGCUUGUGAAGAUUGGUACCGAGGAUACCUGAUAAAACACAAGAUGUUAGAGGGGAUAUUUCCUAAAUCCUUCAUUCACAUCAAAGAAGUUACAAUUGAAAAAAAAAGAAACACCGAGACAGUGAUUCCUGCUGAGAUCCCACUGGCCCAAGAAGUCACAAUGACACUUUGGGAAUGGGGCAGUAUUUGGAAGCAGCUCUACUUGGGAAGCAAAAAGGAAAGGUUUUACCAGGUGCAGUCCAUGAUGUACGACUUAAUGGAGUGGAGGUCCCAGCUCCUGUCGGGAACCCUGCCGAAAGAUGAACUCAAAGAGCUCAAGCAGAAAGUCACUUCAAAAAUUGACUACGGCAACAAGAUUCUUGAGCUAGAUCUGAUUGUUAGAGAUGAAGAUGGAAAUAUCUUGGAUCCAGAUAAAACCAGCGUCAUCAGCCUGUUUCAUGCACAUGAAGAAGCGACUGAUAAAAUCAAUGAGCGCAUCAAAGAAGAAAUAUCAAAGGAUCAACCAGAUUAUGGGAUGUAUUCCCGGAUUUCCUCAUCCCCCACGCACAGCCUCUAUGUCUUUGUGAGAAAUUUUGUGUGCCGAAUUGGGGAAGAUGCAGAGCUCUUUAUGUCUCUCUAUGACCCAAACAAACAAACAGUCAUAAGUGAAAAUUACCUUGUUCGAUGGGGCAGUAAAGGCUUUCCAAAGGAAAUUGAAAUGCUGAACAAUCUGAAGGUAGUCUUCACGGAUCUUGGAAACAAAGACCUCAACCGGGACAAAAUUUAUUUGAUUUGUCAAACAGUGAGGGUUGGAAGGAUGGAUCUUAAAGAAACUAACACAAAAAAGUACACUCAGGGACUGAGACGUCCAUUUGGGGUGGCAGUUAUGGAUAUAACAGACAUCAUCAAAGGAAAAAUCGAAAGUGAUGAAGAGAAACAGCAUUUCAUCCCCUUCCACCCGGUAGCUGCUGAGAAUGAUUUCCUACACAGCCUUCUGGGCAAAGUCAUAGCCUCCAAAGGAGACAGCGGUGGCCAAGGCCUUUGGGUGACAAUGAAAAUGCUCGUGGGAGACAUUGUACAGAUAAGGAAGGACUAUCCCCAUCUUGUGGACAGGACCACAGUUGUAGCCCGGAAGCUUGGAUUCCCCGAGAUCAUCAUGCCAGGGGAUGUCAGGAACGAUAUUUACAUCACACUGCUUCAAGGUGACUUUGAUAAGUAUAACAAAACAACGCAGAGAAAUGUGGAGGUGAUCAUGUGCGUCUGUGAUGAAAAUGGGAAAGUGCUGCCAAAUGCAAUUUGUGUGGGAGCAGGAGACAAGCCCAUGAGUGAAUAUAGAUCUGUUCUGUACUAUCAGGUGAAGCAGCCACGCUGGAUGGAAACAGUCAAGGUGGCCGUUCCUAUCGAGGAGAUGCAGAGAAUCCAUCUGCGCUUUAUGUUCCGACAUCGCUCGUCCCUCGAGUAUAAAGAUAAAGGGGAAAAGAACUUUGCGAUGGCCUAUGUCAAAUUAAUGAAGGAGGAUGGGACCACGCUACAGGAUGGGAGUCAUGACUUGGUAGUCCUGAAGGGGGACAGCAAGAAGAUGGAGGAUGCCACUGCAUACCUGACUCUACCUUCCUCUCGCCACCAAGUGGAGAACAAGAGCUCAACCCUAAGCCGGAGCUCCAGCAGCAUAGGGGGACUCUCAGCUAGCUCCAGAGACAUCUUUUCGAUUUCCACUCUUGUGUGCUCUACCAAGUUAACUCAGAAUGUGGGCCUGCUGGGACUGCUGAAAUGGCGAAUGAAACCUGAAUUACUGCAGGAGAAUCUGGAGAAACUGAAGAUUGUGGAUGGGGAAGAAGUGGUAAAAUUUCUUCAAGAUACUUUGGAUGCCUUGUUUAACAUCAUGAUGGAGCAUUCCCAAAGCAAUGAAUAUGAUAUCCUUGUUUUUGAUGCUCUGAUCUAUAUUAUAGGACUCAUCGCAGACAGGAAAUUCCAACAUUUUAACACUGUUCUUGAGGCUUAUAUCCAGCAGCACUUCAGUGCCACUUUGGCAUACAAGAAAUUGAUGACAGUUCUGAAGACUUAUCUGGACACAUCCAGCAGAGGGGAGCAGUGCGAGCCGAUCCUCAGAACUCUGAAAGCAUUGGAAUAUGUGUUCAAGUUCAUUGUUCGGUCGAGGACAUUAUUUUCACAGCUCUAUGAAGGCAAGGAGCAAAUGGAGUUUGAAGAAUCCAUGAGACGGCUCUUUGAAUCCAUCAACAACCUUAUGAAAAGUCAAUACAAAACUUCCAUUCUGUUACAGGUGGCAGCUUUGAAGUACAUACCAUCCGUCCUCCAUGAUGUGGAAACUGUCUUUGAUGCCAAGUUACUAAGCCAGCUCCUGUAUGAAUUUUAUACUUGUAUUCCACCAAUUAAACUCCAGAAGCAAAAAGUGCAGUCGAUGAAUGAGAUUGUCCGGAGCAACCUCUUUAAAAAGCAAGAGUGCCGGGAUAUUCUGCUACCAGUCAUUACAAAAGAACUGAAGGAAGUCCUGGAACAGAAAGAUGAGCAGCAGCACCAGAUCCAAGAGAAGAAAUACUGUGUUGAAUUACUCAACAGCAUCCUGGAGGUGCUUAGCUGUCAGGAUCCAACUUCAACGUACUACCACAUCAAAGAAAUCAUGGUACAGCUCCUCCGCACAGUGAACAGAAUGGUCAUUACAAUGGGGCGAGACCACAGCCUAAUUAGUCACUUUGUGGCAUGUAUGACAGCCAUCUUAAACCAAAUGGAUGACCACCAUUACACAUCAUACAUAGAGACGUUCCAUACAAGCUCAGAACUUGUGGACUUCUUGAUGGAAACGUUUAUCAUGUUUAAGGACCUCAUUGGGAAAAACGUUUACCCUUUGGACUGGAUGGCCAUGAGUAUGGUGCAGAACAGAGUGUUCUUGAGAGCCAUCAACAAGUUUGCAGAAACCAUGAACCAGAAGUUCCUGGAGCAUAUGAACUUUGAAGUCCAGGAAGUUCUUCCAAACAUCUAUCCCAACUCCCCCUGUGAAUCUCUACUUAAUUUAGUUGCAUCCAGCACCCCAAAUCAUUUCUUUAGCAUCACCUACAAACCAUACUCUAAGAUAAGCACUACAGCCAAUAAAGCUCAGCCUACACUCUUAGCUCCUCUAGCACCAUUGUACAUGAGCCUGGUGGAUUGCUCCUUGGAGCAUCCGAAAAUCGCCAAGACAGUUGAGAACUUUGUCAGUCUGGUCAAAGGACUGUUGGAGAAGCUGCUGGAUUACCGGGGUGUGAUGAGCGACGAGAGCAAAGACAACCGCAUGAGCUGCACCGUUAACUUGCUGAACUUCUACAAGGACAACAACCGUGAGGAAAUGUACAUAAGAUAUUUGUACAAGCUCCGUGAUCUGCAUCUGGACUGUGAGAAUUACACAGAGGCAGCAUACACUCUGCUCCUGCACACUUGGCUCCUGAAGUGGUCCGAUGAGCAAUGUGCAUCUCAGGUCAUGCAGACUGGAUUGCAGCUAUCCCAGACUCACCGUCAGCUAAAGGAGUCUCUGUACGAGACCAUUAUUGGCUACUUUGACAAGGGAAAGAUGUGGGAAGAAGCCAUCUUCCUGUGCAAGGAACUGGCAGAGCAGUAUGAAAUGGAGAUUUUUGACUACGAACUCCUAAGUCAGAACCUGAUUCAACAAGCAAAAUUCUAUGAGAACAUCAUGAAAAUCCUGAGACCCAAACCAGACUACUUUGCUGUCGGGUAUUAUGGCCAAGGCUUUCCCUCCUUUCUGCGGAACAAAGUGUUCAUCUACCGGGGGAAGGAGUAUGAACGGCGGGAGGAUUUCCAAAUUCAGCUCAUGAGCCAGUUUCCCAACGCAGAGAAGAUGAAUACAACUUCCGCCCCAGGAGAAGAUGUCAAAAACUCUUCUGGCCAGUAUAUCCAGUGUUUCACAGUCCAGCCUGUCCUAGAUGAGCAUCCACGAUUCAAGAACAAGCCUGUGCCUGACCAGAUCAUAAACUUUUACAAAUCCAACUAUGUGCAACGGUUCCACUAUUCGAGACCAGUAAGGAAGGGGACAGUUGACCCGGAAAAUGAGUUUGCGUCGAUGUGGAUCGAGAGAACAUCUUUUGUGACAGCAUACAAACUUCCAGGGAUCCUGCGCUGGUUCGAGGUCACAGCCAUGUCCCAGACAACCAUUAGCCCUCUAGAGAAUGCCAUUGAAACCAUGUCUACAGCAAAUGAGAAAAUUCUGAUGAUGAUUAAUCAGUACCAGAGUGAUGAAAACCUCCCAAUUAACCCCCUGUCUAUGCUUCUGAAUGGGAUCGUGGACCCUGCAGUCAUGGGAGGGUUUGCUAAAUAUGAAAAGGCUUUUUUCACCGAGGAAUAUACCAGAGACCACCCCGAAGAUCAAGACAAACUGAGCCGCCUUAAAGACCUGAUUGCUUGGCAGAUUCCCUUCCUAGGGGCCGGCAUCAAGAUUCAUGAGAGGAGAGUGUCAGAGAGUCUCCGUCCUUUCCACGACCGGAUGGAGGAGUGUUUCAAGAACUUAAAAGUGAAGGUGGAAAAGGAAUAUGGAGUCAGAGAACUGCCGGAUUUUGACGACCGGAGGGUGGGCCGCCCUCGGUCCAUGUUGCGCUCCUAUCGCCAGAUGUCCAUCAUCUCCUUGGUCUCCAUGAACUCUGACUGCAGCACGCCUACCAGAGUUGCUGUGGAAAGCUUUGAUGUGGACCCACCCACACCAAAGGCCAUGAAACCAGAGCUGGAGGAGAAUCUUCCUCUGGCCCAAACCCUUUCAGAGGUGAAGCUCAGGAGGUCCAAGAAGAGAACAAAGCGGAGCAGCGUGGUGUUUGCUGACGAGAAACCAGCACCAGAGUCAGACAUGAAACGAUUGUCCAGGAAGCACGAGUUCAUGAGUGACACCAACCUCUCUGAACAUGCAGCUGUCCCCCCAAAAACAUCUGUCCUCAAGCAGAUGAGCUUUGCCAGUCGCUCUAUGCCAACCAUCCCAGCACUCACACUAGCUGUGGCCCCCACCCCUGGACCAGAGGAACCCAGUCCAUCUCCACGGCUAAGCCAGGCUUUCCCUGCCCUCUCCGAAGGCGACAAGAAAACACUGAAAAGGAAGAAAGUGAAUCAGUUCUUCAAAACGAUGUUGGCAUCCAAGUCUGCAGAAGACGGGAAGCAGACCGGAGAGCGGGUCCCAGAAAACAUAACCAUGGAUUUGUGAAGAGUCUAGAGCCCAACAAGCCUGGGAACCUCCUGGAGAGUGGAGUGUUGGGCAGCCUUGCCUUGCCGAGGAGUUCAGAGGAGCCUGUAGGGAACAGGGAAUGCUGUGCAAGAUAUGACUGGCUCUGUUCCCUUUGCAAGAUGGCGAUGGGGCAAAGACCUGCUUUUCAGAUUCCAUUUUGAAUCAUGACACCUUCUCUUAGUGCCACGGAGUCCCAGAUGAUGUGAAAAUCCAAAGUGCCAAUUAGAUGAAAUCUUUCCCGUGGACUGCGGAAGGACAUUCUCCUUUACCAUGACAUCUCUAUCAAAGCCCAUAUAGGGAUAUGAUGUUGUUCAACCAGCUUUUUGGGGAAUAUUAAUUUGCAUUUACUAGUAGUCAGCAAAAUGUGGUCUGUCUAAUUUUUUGUGUGAAUUCUUUCUUUCGUAUUUUUAAACCUGUUCAAAAAAGCCACUGGAAAUCUGUUUUCUUACCUACUGACA
Messenger RNA from Tachyglossus aculeatus (Australian echidna), 7705 nucleotides. Its product is annotated as dedicator of cytokinesis protein 2-like. Gene Ontology annotation, cellular component: cytoplasm; plasma membrane. Gene Ontology annotation, molecular function: guanyl-nucleotide exchange factor activity; small GTPase binding. Gene Ontology annotation, biological process: protein localization to kinetochore; cell migration; small GTPase-mediated signal transduction. The transcript is spliced from 62 exons. The record is from RefSeq and is a predicted model, not a curated record. NCBI's taxonomy places the organism in Eukaryota, Metazoa, Chordata, Mammalia, Monotremata, Tachyglossidae. The coding region runs from base 252 to 7226 and encodes 2324 amino acids.